Molecule: messenger RNA, 6316 nt
Organism: Anthonomus grandis grandis
Lineage: Eukaryota; Metazoa; Arthropoda; Insecta; Coleoptera; Curculionidae
Product: transportin-1
Exons: 12
Coding region: 187-2895 (902 amino acids)
Biological process (GO): protein import into nucleus
Cellular component (GO): cytoplasm; nucleus
Molecular function (GO): nuclear import signal receptor activity; small GTPase binding
Source: RefSeq, a predicted model, not a curated record
GCUUCCGCCAAAAGUCCCGCCCACGAGUCCCACGGCUCUCGACUGGAUCUGUCAAAAAAAUAGAAAGCGUUUUGUAGGUUCUUCAACUUAUCGAAUUUUUCAACCGCUUCCUUUGCCCGACCCAAGAAAACGCAAUUUUUUAAGUUCGCAUGUUGUAAGUAAACGAGUGUUUCAGAACUGGACGAAAUGAAAAUGGACUGGACCCCACGGGAAGAGGGAUUACGGGAGACCCUCACCUUGUUGAGAGAAUCCCAAUCUCCGGACACAGAGACCCAAAGGGCUGUACAACAAAAACUGGAGGAACUAAAUAAGUUCCCUGAUUUUAACAACUACCUUAUGUUUGUGCUUACAAAACUGGUUUCAGAAGAUGAACCUACUAGAUCACUUAGUGGUCUCAUAUUAAAAAACAAUGUCAAAACCCACUUUAACAACUUACAGCCUACUGUUACAAAUUAUAUCAAAUCUGAAUGUCUGCAGGCUGUAGGAGACCCAAGCCCACUAAUUCGAGCAACUGUAGGUAUUCUGAUUACCACAGUAGCAAGUAAAGGAAAUUUAUCUACAUGGCCAGAACUACUACCUGCUUUGUGCAAUAUGCUUGACUCCACAGAUUAUAAUGUCUGUGAAGGUGCAUUUGGAGCACUACAGAAAAUUUGUGAGGAUUCUGCUGAAGCUUUAGAUGCGGACACAACGAAUAGGCCAUUGGAUAUUUUAAUACCUAAAUUUCUGCAGUUCUUUAAUCACUCUAGUUCCAAAAUUAGGUCAUAUGCUAUUGGAUGUGUUAAUCAGUUUAUUAUCCAAAGGUCACAGGCACUUAUGUUUCAUAUAGAUGCAUUUUUACAGAACCUAUUUCAUGUUGCAACUGAUGAAGAUUCUGAUGUAAGAAAAAAUGUGUGUAGAGCAUUAGUAAUGCUCCUAGAAGUUCGCAUGGAUAGGCUUAUAAGCCAAAUAGACAAUAUUAUUGAAUACAUGCUUCUUAGAACUCAAGAUUCCGAUGAAGGAGUGGCUCUUGAAGCUUGUGAGUUUUGGUUGAGCCUUGCAGAACAACCCAUUUGCAAAAAUGUUCUUGCUAAUCAUCUUAGCAGACUUAUCCCUGUACUUGUAAGAGGAAUGAAGUACUCAGAAAUUGAUAUUAUAUUGCUGAAGGGGGAUGUAGAAGAGGAUGAAAAUGUUCCUGACAAGGAAGAAGAUAUUAGGCCUCGGUUUCAUAAGUCUAAGACACAUAACAUUAAGAAUGGCAUGGUAAACGGAACUUUGGGUUCUGUAGCAGUGGAAAAUGGCAUUGAAAAAGAAGAAGAUGAAGAUUUUGAAGACUUAGAUGAUGAUGGUUCUUUAUCUGACUGGAACCUAAGAAAAUGUAGUGCUGCAGCCUUAGAUGUUCUAGCUAACGUGUUCAGAGACGAUUUGCUUCCUAUACUUAUUCCAAUUUUAAAAGAAACUUUGUUCCAUCAGGAUUGGGAUAUCAAAGAGUCUGGCAUUUUGGCCUUGGGUGCAAUAGCUGAAGGUUGUAUGACUGGGAUGAUCAGCCACCUACCAGAACUUAUUCCCUAUCUUAUUAACUGCUUGAAUGACAAAAAAGCACUAGUGCGUGCAAUUACAUGCUGGACCCUAAGCCGCUACUCUCAUUGGGUGGUUUCCCAACCACAUGACGCCUAUCUAAAGCCAUUAAUGACGGAAUUACUUAAGCGAAUCUUAGAUAGUAAUAAGAGGGUACAAGAAGCUGCUUGUUCAGCAUUUGCUACCUUAGAAGAAGAAGCUUGUACAGAACUGGUGCCUUAUUUAGGUUUCAUUUUAGAAACUUUAGUUUUUGCCUUUACAAAGUAUCAGCAUAAAAAUCUGUUGAUUUUGUACGAUGCCAUUGGGACCCUGGCAGAUUCUGUUGGUAGUCAUUUGAACAAACCAGAGUACAUAAACCUUUUAAUGCCACCAUUAAUUCAGAAGUGGAAUAUUUUAAAAGAUGAAGAUAAGGAUUUAUUCCCCUUGCUAGAGUGCUUGUCAAGUGUUGCAACAGCUCUACAGUCAGGAUUCUUGCCAUAUUGUGAACCAGUUUAUUGUAGAUGUGUGUCACUGGUUCAAUAUACAAUGUACGCGCAUAUGGCUAAUAUUCAAAAUCCAGAUCAGUACGAAGCUCCAGAUAAAGAUUUUAUGAUAGUGGCCUUGGACCUACUUUCCGGUCUUGCAGAGGGUUUAAAUGCCCAUAUAGAAAAAUUAGUAGAAAAUAGUACAAUAAUGCAACUCUUGCACCUUUGUAUGCAAGAUGCGAUGCCUGAAGUUAGGCAAUCAUCGUUCGCUCUACUAGGAGAUCUCACCAAGGCGUGUUUCCAACACGUCAAACCGCACAUAUCAAAUAUUUUGCCUAUUUUGGGACAAAAUUUGAAUCCAGAAUAUAUUUCCGUUUGUAAUAAUGCUACAUGGGCUAUAGGGGAAAUAAGUAUUAAAUUAGGUGCUGAUACGAGGCCAUUUAUCCCGCUAGUUAUUAAUCAAUUAAUUGAAAUUAUAAAUCGGCCAGAUACUCCAAAAACACUUCUAGAAAAUACCGCCAUAACAAUUGGUCGCCUAGGUUAUGUCUGCCCCCAUGAUGUGGCUCCAAUGUUACAACAGUUUGUCCGACAGUGGUGUGUUUCUCUAAGAAAUAUUAGAGACAAUGAAGAAAAAGAUAGUGCCUUUAGAGGAAUGUGUCAGAUGAUUCAGGUCAACCCAGCAGGGGUAAUUGUCGAUUUUAUUUUCUUUUGUGACGCAGUGGCGUCAUGGGUUACACCAAAAGACGAUUUAAAAGAAGGUUUUUCAAAGAUCUUACAUACAUUCAAAGAACAAGUGGGUGAUGAUAACUGGAAGAGGUUUAGUGAUCAGUUUCCACCACAACUGAAGGAACGUCUCUCUACGUUAUAUGGACUAUGAAUAUGUUUUGAGGGUACAAUCGGGGAAACAAUUUAAAGAACCGGAGUGGGACAGCCUGGGUAAAACAUCGCAUCAAGGGAGUUAUAAGUUUAAAGAGAGGGAGGGUAAUAAUUCGUUGGGUAGAAGAAUGAUUUUUCUUUUGUGAUGCAUUCUAAGUUUCUUUAUUAUAUAAAUUAAAAAUUGAAAAUUCACAAUAGUUUUAGGGCAUGAAAUUCUUAAAAACUUUAUAUUUUUUACUAAAAUUACUAUAAAAUCUAUUUUAUUUUACUAAAAAACUGUGGCAGAAACAUUUAUGUUCUGACAAACUUCCACUUAUCCAUUUUUUGUCCAUGCUAUAAAACUUAAAAUGUAAAAAACAUAUUUUUUUUCUGUCACAUUUCUUUUUGAGACAAAAUAAUUUAAUUUUUAUGUAAACCCGUAAAAUGUGGCUAAUAAAACUAAAAAUAUUCAGUGUUUAUUUAAAUACUGAAUAUGAUACUGCAUUAUUUUUUAGUUUUAUCGCAAAAGUUUAUGGAGUACAUUUAUUUAGGUGUAGUUGCAUGCUGUGGUUUGGUAUCUACUAGUAACUGUAUAAUUUGUACAAAAGAACUUUUUUACUCGGGUACUUUUUAUUUAUAUUAUAAUAUGUACAGAAUUUUCUUAUGGUGCUUAUAUUCCCUUACGGAUGUUGUACGAAUAUUUUGUUAUCGUACUCUUUCAAAGUCAUGGUUUUUAAUUUUCCUGCUAAUACUACUGAAAUGUUAUGGAAAACUAAGAAAUUAAUAAGCACAUUUGUUCAACUCAGAGCACUUUGCUCUAACGUAAAGCAGUGAUCUACUUUUAAACGUUUAUAGUCUGCAUAGGUUUUCCCUUUUUAUGGUCAUUAACACAUUUUUUUGGUUCAGAUAUUAAUGUACAACAUAUUUUCAAGAUAUAUUGGGUAUCUUAUUUUUUCCCUAGGUCACAAUCUGUAGUUUAAGUAUUGAGACAAUCCUUUUCUAAGCAGCAAUUGUUACUGUAAGUCUAGGAGUAAAAUAGUUCUUACAAGAAACUUGUAGUUAUUUUUAGUUAUUUUCAAAAUGCCCAUUUAUCUCUUAAAAUUGUUAAGUUAGAUUAUACAAGAUUUUAUACCACAUUAUUGCAAUAAAAAUUGAAAUUUUAAAUUUAGCAAAUAAGAAAUUUCUUCUUUCACAGAUAUAUCUUCCUGGCAAAAUAAUAUUUCAGUUUGUGUGCCUUAAAAAAAGGUCUAUAUUAAGGUUUAAAAGAAAAAAGAAACAUUCGGGGCUUGACUGACUUGAAAACUAAAGGAAAAAAACUAUAAAAUUGUAAAGUAGUGUAAAUUUUGCAUGAUGCACUACUAUCACCUCUAAGAUUAUUAGAUUCUGAAAUUCUGAAUAUUAAAUUCUGAAAAUUAUUGUUGAUUAUAUUGUUUCUUGUUGAGGAAGUCCAUUGCAAUGAAAAGAUAAUAGCUUAGUCAACCACUGGUAGAACGUACUACUUAUAUUGUCAAUUAAAAAAAAUGUUAAAAAAAUUGUAAGUAUUGUUUUUUAUUUUUAAAUUUUAUGUAGGGGUUCCUGAUAUGUACUGGGAUAGUUUACUAAAUACCUCGAACAUAAAUUGUUCGUAUACAUUUGUGGCCAAAUGAUAUGACAGUAUACAAUCCAAAAGAGGUCUUGAAAUAUAUUACACAACUUUUAGGGUUAAAAAGAGAUCAAAGAUUAUCAUAACAUGGGGCAGGAAGUUUCUUUUAUCUUUUUAACCUUAAAUGUUUAAUAAUUUUUUUGUAGGCUGGAUUAUUAUAAAGUUAAUUUAAUAUAAAUGAUUUAUUACUUCAUGCUUUAUGUACAUAUUUCAUAAUCACAUGUGGGCGUUUUGAAAAUAUUUAUUGUAUUAUAUAUGUUAAAAAAAAUAAUCUGCAAUCCUUUAUCCUUUGGAGGACUUCUGGAUCCUAGUACCUGGUCCUGUUCCUAUAAAUCCUCUGAGUCCAUUUACGAUGGUUCAUAAUUUGAAUGCUUGUGUUUUUUCGUGGUAGUUUCUUUAAAUUUUAGACUGCGUACAUUUUUUAGCUUUGUAAUAUCUCAUAUUUCAGUAUUAUAUUUACCUAAUAAAAACGUUAUAGUUUUUUUAAUUUUUAAACUCUUCAUAUAAUAUAAAUAUCCUAAUAUAAAUUUUCAUAAUUUAAUAGUAGUUUUAAGGUUAAUUGACUGAUUUAUUUCGCCCUUUUUCUAGAAAAUAUACGUAGUCUAUCUCACCUGUGGGUUGGUAAAUAUUCGGGAUUUAAACAGUUAAAUAUUUCCGGUAAUAGAUUUUUCUCGGGGAAUUAAAUUUUGAAUAUUACGCAUCAAUCCAUUUGACCUCAACGUGGCUUGUGAUAAUAAUUUAGUGAUCAUAAAACAUACAUGAUUUUUGUGAUACCUUUGUAAUUAAAUGAUAAGACUUACUAGUAUUCAAUGAUUUUUCGAAUUAGUAAAUUUACUGAUGUGUAAAAUAAAAUUAAAUUAUGUUAUGGAUAGAGUGACACUUAAGUGAGAUUUGUUAUUUUUUUAUCACAUGUUCUAGUUUACCUGUAUUUUAAUAUUUUUACUCUAUAUUUUCAUUAACUAGGGAGGUAAAAAUGCUUUAAAAUUCUCGGUUGGGUAUAUUGUUUUUUUGAAGAAUGGGGGUUUUAAUUCUCUUUAACUGUGAUGGCUUAUAACUUGUUUACUCAAUUUUUUUUUUGAACAUGUUGGUUAUUCUUGUUUACAUGUUUAGGGUAUUUUAAGUUGUACGUGCGUGAAUGUGUCCUUUGUUACAGAAGUCUUCGUUCCUCCUACACUCCAUAAUCCAUUCCUUUUUGCGUCUUACGCGCACUCCUUUUACUUAUUAUUUUUAGAACAUUUAAAACCUGUAUUUCAUGUAUCAAACGACUGGUAUUAUGUAAAAUAUAACCCUCACAAAACUAGUACACCUCGAAUUUUUAAGGUCAAAAUUUGUUUUAGUAAUUUGGUGCAUGAAGUAUUUAAAAACUAGUGACCCAAAGCUCAAUUUUUUUUUUACUCUUUUGUUAACACAAUAAUUAAAAAUUAACCUUUUUCUUAGAUAGGUAUGUUAUUUUUUAGACAGAUUAAGCAAUUAUCUUACAGACAAAAAUAGGUUGUAUCGACACAAGUUUCAUUUUUAAAUAAGCUGUUGUUUAGCAAAUUUAGGUACACUGGCCCCAAAAGUUCUAUUGAUUCAUUGACAAAUUCGUUUAACAUUUCUAACAAAAACGAUAUGGUGCCAUUGUUCUUCAUUUAAUACAAAAUUAUUAAAAUGAGAAUUGAACUAAAAAAGGCUUGUGUUGCCUUAUUGAAUUUAAUCAGCCAUUAAUGUUUUUUCGUCAAUGUUGUUUUACUUUUUCAUUUGCCUCAAGUUAUAUUUGUCAAAAUUUGUAACCUUUAUUAUAAUAGCUAGUUAAUAGAUA